ACACAGUCAGAGAGAGAGAGAGAGAGAGAGAGAGAGGGAGAGAGAAAUGUUGUGAAGAAGACGAAAGUGGUAAAAGGCAAACGAAUCAAGGCAGUUGGGUUUCUGUUGGUUGGGAUUAAGGAGCGAGACUCUUGGUCAAGGAUAAGGGCUUUCUCUCUCUCUCUCUCUCCCUUUCUCUCUCCACUGCAUAUUCAUCAUUGGCUCCGCCACCAUCGCCUCCGAUGCCGGCGCCGGAUUUCGGUUCCGGGAAAUGUCUGCGCCUCCUUCUGCAAAUCUCAUCGCUAUCGCCCCCUUGCCGGAGUUCGAUGUGUUUCUGCCCCCAUUUAACUCAUUUAGUUCUUGAUCAAAGCUACGACAAUCUUUCAUACCAGGAAUCGAUGUAUUUAUUAAAACCCUAGUUAGGCAAAAAAGGAAUUAGGUAAAGUUACCCUCAUCCCACUCAGUGGUGUAUAGGAUACUCAAUGAAAGCUCUGCGGAGAACUCAAACUUCGUCGUCAUCUAAUCCCAACUCCAAUUCUUCUUCUCCUUCCUCGUCUUGGGUUCACUUGCGUUCUGUUUUAGUGGUUGUCAGCUCCUCCUCGCCAUCUUCAAGUUCUUCCUCUGAUCGGACUCGUCUCAAAUCACCAUGGUCGCGCAGAAAAAGAAAACAUGCGCUUUCUCCUCGACAAUGGAAAACUGUGUUUAAUCCCGAUGGGAAACUCCGAGAUAGUGGAAUUAAGUUUCUAAAAAAAGUUCGCAGUGGAGGUGUUGAUUCAAGUAUUCGGGCAGAGGUUUGGCCUUUCCUUCUUGGAGUCUAUGACCUCAAGAGUUCUAAAGAGGAAAGGGAUAUUAUAAAGACUCAAAAAAGGAAGGAAUAUGAAAAACUCCGUAAACGAUGCAGGCGGUUAAUAAAACGUAGGAAUGAAAGCUCUAAAUGGAACGAAUUUGGGGACAUGAUUGAUGUUGGGGAAGAUGGCUUUCUUGUGCGAGACGUAGAUUCUCCUAGUUCUGAAGAUGUGGUUAGUGCUCGAGAGUCCCUUUCUAGUGAAGAAAGGUGCUCCAAUGUUGACUUUUUGAAUGAACCCUUCAACUCUUUGUUGGAAGGGGAGGGGAGUUCAAGACGGAUGACAGCCGAUGGUUCUUUGGUACUGAAUUCGGACUCCUCUGACUCAGAAUCCUCAGAUGACUUGGAUGUUAGUCAAGCUUUUCCCUCCACGGAUGGAAUGGAAGAACCUUUUCCCGAUCCGAUGCCUAAGGAAAAUUCUUCUCCAUCUAGGGCCGAGAUCUCAUCAUCAGAACUCCAUAGUGGUGAAGAUUUUGCAACAUGGCAGCGGAUUAUUCGACUUGAUGCACUUCGUUCUAACUCAGAAUGGGUACCAUAUUUGUCAUCUCAAGCAAUGGUUUCAGAUGGCAGAGCUCGGCGGUGUGCCGAGGCUGUUGGUUUAGUUGAUUAUGACCAUCUAGAACCUUGCAUGAUUUUCCAUGCUGCAAGACUAGUAGCAAUUCUUGAAGCAUAUGCUCUCUAUGACCCUGAAAUUGGUUAUUGUCAAGGCAUGAGCGACCUACUCUCUCCUAUUAUUACUGUGAUUCCAGAGGAUCAUGAAGCAUUCUGGUGUUUUGUUGGUUUCAUGCGCAAAGCUCGUCACAACUUUAGGCUCGAUGAGGUUGGGAUUAGAAGGCAAUUAAGUAUAGUCUCUAAGAUUAUUAAGUGCAAGGACCCGCACCUUUACAAGCACCUGGAGAAACUUCAAGCGGAGGAUUGCUUUUUCGUUUAUCGGAUGGUCGUGGUGCUAUUCAGAAGGGAAUUAACAUUUGAACAGACGCUAUGUCUGUGGGAAGUGAUAUGGGCUGAUCAAGCAGCCAUAAGGGCUGGAAUGGGGAAGUCUGCAUGGAGCAGGAUAAGGCAACGAGCUCCACCAACAGAUGAUUUAUUGCUUUAUGCCAUCGCUGCUUCUGUGCUGCAAAGAAGAAAACUGAUCAUAGAGAAGUAUAAUAGCAUGGAUGAAAUUCUGAGGGAAUGUAAUAGCAUGGCUGGACACCUCGACGUGUGGAAGCUUCUAGACGGUGCCCAUAAUUUGGUGGUAACCUUACACGACAAGAUAGAGACAUCCUUCCAGUAAGUGAAGGGUCUAUUUCCAUUUUCUUUUCCAUUCUAGUUUUUGCUAACUUGUGGGUGGCUGUUGAGCUCCUGAAAGUGUGGAACUUAGGCCAUUUCGUUAUGCUGUCUCGGAUGAGUGCAGCUUACAAUGAAAAGCUCAGAAGUUAGAAGAAUUGCUGUUUUGGUCAGGGCAGCAUGCUAUAAAACCUCGAAAGGUAUGAUGACAUGAUAGCAACAGGGGUUCAUUCAAACGAUGAAGAAACCAUGUUGGCUUUUGGGUCUGAAAUUUAUACAAGGUGGGUUGGUGGUGAGAAGAUGAUGAAUCAGUGAAUUUUGUGUGGGAUGAUUCAUAUAUUUAGAAUUGAGCCGAAUCAAAUGAUUCUUGUAAACACCCGUUUUCGUAUCAAAACUUCUUAUUGAGUCGCCAUUCCUCUGUUGUGGACAUGUUGCUUUGCUUUGUGGUAUAAGUUAUAUGAACUUCUGACCUAUUUGUCUCUUCAAUUCAUCAUUCAUAAAUGUAUCAUUUGGAUUGGACGGCUUCAA
Molecule: messenger RNA, 2620 nt
Organism: Cucurbita pepo subsp. pepo (vegetable marrow)
Lineage: Eukaryota; Viridiplantae; Streptophyta; Magnoliopsida; Cucurbitales; Cucurbitaceae
Product: rab GTPase-activating protein 22
Biological process (GO): activation of GTPase activity
Molecular function (GO): GTPase activator activity
Source: RefSeq, a predicted model, not a curated record